GCUAACGCUCCCUGCGUCAGCACGUCAACGUAGCAGGCCAAUGACGAAAGCGGGUAGUGAGGUGGUACUCCCCGAAACAUGGCUCUUGUCUUGAGCUAACAGGCUGAAUACAACCGGGGAUGGGAGUCGUUUCACACUCUAAAACGGUGUUUUGUUUACCCGGAGCUCGUCCAUUUGGACGUUAGUAUUCACCGAGGUCACGAGGCGCUGUUUUAUAUUAAAAGAAGAUGGCGGAGUUCUCUCCGGUGUUACCGAUGCGGGAUGGAGGAGGAGGAGGAGGGCGAAUCGGGCAGCCUAUCUUCCCUCGGUCGAGGUCCGGUUCCGAGUCAGAGAGCGAACUGUCUCAGAGCUUGGCUCGGACUAAAAUACGUUCUUAUGGAAGCACAGCUAGCGUCACGGCAUCUCUGGGGGAGAAAUACAUAGAGCAUCGGGUUACAGACAGCGAUACCCUGCAGGGGAUUGCCCUUAAAUAUGGUGUAACGAUGGAGCAAAUCAAGAGAGCCAACAAACUGUUCAGCAACGACUGCAUCUUUCUCAAGAGCAGCCUCAACAUCCCCGUGGUGACGCAGAAGCGCUCCAUUUUUAACGGACUGUCUCUAGAGUCUCCUGACGGGGACGGCGAGGUGGUGUGCCAGGAGACGGAAGCACCUUGUGUUGUGUUGCAGCAGGAUGUUGAGGGACCUUCCCCGGCGCCUUCACCGCCGCCUGAAGACUCCAAAGCCCCCCGGCCUCAAGCAGAGGAGCUCUCAGCCAAAGACUUCUUACACAGACUGGACUUGCAAAUCAAACAGUCAAAGCAGGCAGCACGCAGGCUGAAAGAAGAGGAAGUAAGGAGCGGUGAGGGGAACUACACGGCGCCCACCACGUCAUACCAGGAAAUAUAAAGAAACAUCUUGCCUGUUUACCUUCUUGCUUGUGGAGCAAAUGUGUUAUGUUUGCCUUUUAUUUAUGAUCAAUAUGCAAAUGUGUAUAAUUGUUUUUGUACAGUUGUAGUGGGAACCCGACAGCAUAAUGGCGCUUAUGAUAUGCCAUUCUUCUAUUUAUACACCGCUGUAUAAACCGUCCACAGCUGCUCACACACUCAUCAGUAUUUAACCACUGCAACACAUCGAGUGGAUGGGCUACUUCCUUUUAACUGGUUCCGUUUGCCUCUUAUAAGCAUUUUUUUCUUUGAGAACAGAAGGGAUGUCUCUUUUUUUUUUUGAAGUGUGAAAGCAUUAUUUAUGUGUGUCUUUAGGAGAUGGUUUUUAUUGUGCUUCUUAAUUGUUUUUAUUUGGGCAGAAUAAAUAUCUAAACCUGC
Messenger RNA from Doryrhamphus excisus (bluestripe pipefish), 1300 nucleotides. RefSeq names its product LysM, putative peptidoglycan-binding, domain containing 2 (gene lysmd2). The record is from RefSeq and is a predicted model, not a curated record. NCBI's taxonomy places the organism in Eukaryota, Metazoa, Chordata, Actinopteri, Syngnathiformes, Syngnathidae.